Tarenaya hassleriana is the source of this 1547-nucleotide messenger RNA. RefSeq names its product carbamoyl-phosphate synthase small chain, chloroplastic. The transcript is spliced from 10 exons. Gene Ontology annotation, biological process: 'de novo' pyrimidine nucleobase biosynthetic process; L-glutamine metabolic process; L-arginine biosynthetic process. Gene Ontology annotation, cellular component: carbamoyl-phosphate synthase complex; cytoplasm. The record is from RefSeq and is a predicted model, not a curated record. The coding region runs from base 80 to 1363 and encodes 427 amino acids. Gene Ontology annotation, molecular function: carbamoyl-phosphate synthase (glutamine-hydrolyzing) activity. Lineage: Eukaryota; Viridiplantae; Streptophyta; Magnoliopsida; Brassicales; Cleomaceae.
GAACCCAAAAACCCUUGUCCUUCAUCAGACCUCUCCCUGUCUCUUCCUGGGUCGCUGCAGCAAAAGCUGAGAAACGACAAUGGCGGCUGCAAAGGCUUUGGGAAUUGUUCUUCCGACCGUAUUAUCUCUGCCUUAUUCGGACCGUCGCGGCGGAGCUAGGGUCUCACUCGUCCGAUGCUCCGCCUCUCCUCUCACCUCCGCCGGAGCCCCCUCCGUAGGUCUGGUGGAGAAACCUUGGAGUUCAUACAACGCCAGACUUGUGUUAGAAGACGGUUCCAUCUGGUGGGCUAAGUCCUUCGGUGCUCCUGGAACACGUGUGGCCGAGGUGGUGUUUAACACUUCAUUGACAGGGUAUCAAGAGAUUCUGACGGAUCCUAGUUACAUGGGGCAGUUCGUGCUGAUGACAAACCCCCAUAUCGGUAACACUGGUGUGAAUCUCGACGAUGAAGAAUCUAGGCAAUGCUUUCUCGCUGGUUUGGUGAUAAGAAGUAUCAGUAUCAGUACUUCGAACUGGAGAUGCACGAAAACACUUGGUGAUUAUCUAGCUGAGAGGAACAUCAUGGGUAUUUAUGAUCUUGACACACGAGCAAUCACCCGUCGAUUAAGAGAAGAUGGUAGUCUUAUCGGCGUGUUGAGCACCGAACAGUCCAAAACAGAUGAGGAACUUUUAGAGAUGUCUCGUUCAUGGGAUAUUGUAGGCAUUGAUUUAAUAAGCGACGUUUCCUGUAAAUCACCUUAUGAAUGGGUUGACAAAACAAAACAAGAUUGGGAUUUUAACACGGAUUCUCGGGAUGGGGAAUCCUACAGGGUUAUCGCGUAUGAUUUUGGGAUCAAGCAAAACAUCUUAAGGCGACUAAAGUCUUACGGCUGUCAAAUCACCAUUGUCCCGUCUACAUGGCCAGCUUCUGAGGUGCUGAAGAUGAAACCUGACGGGAUUUUGUUCAGCAACGGCCCUGGAGACCCCUCGGCAGUGCCUUAUGCAGUGGAGACAGUGAAAGAGCUACUUGGAAAAGUUCCAGUCUUUGGAAUCUGCAUGGGUCAUCAGUUACUGGGCCAAGCUCUCGGAGGAAAGACAUUCAAGAUGAAGUUCGGCCACCAUGGUGGGAACCACCCGGUUCGUAACAACAGAACAGGGCAUGUGGAGAUCAGCUCUCAGAACCACAACUACGCAGUAGAACCGGAGACACUGCCGGAAGGAGUGGAAGUGACGCACGUGAACCUGAACGACGGGAGCUGUGCGGGACUGCGUUACCCGGCCAUGAACGUCAUGUCCCUUCAGUAUCACCCCGAGGCCUCCCCUGGCCCCCACGACUCCGAUUACGUGUUUGGUGAGUUCGUAGAGCUUAUGAAGAGAUGCAAAUGAUGACCCUUUGAUGAAGAUUACCAACAAAAAAAACAAAAGACUAUUUAUUUAUUUGACGUACGCUUUUUUUUUUUUUUGUACUACGAUCUGAGUAUACUUUUGGAUCAGUCUUACAAUGCUUGCCGCCCAGAACAAUAAAUAUGUACCUCUGAUGAUUGUGUCUUUGUUAUUUUGGGCUUUUCGA